AUGCCAACCACUAGCUUGGGGAUUGUAGUUGUCUUGCCCCCGUUGCAAAUACCCACCACCAUCAUCACGUAUCCGCCUAUCAACACGACGUUUCUUGAGUUUGGAGGGACAGAUGAUCCAAGCCCGACCACUAUAACCAGCACCAUCUCACCUUCUCCAAUAACUACCACCGAAAUUAACUACUGGAACAUCAAUAUCACCUCCUUUGGUUCUUCCGGCACCACCGUCCCUAUUACAGUCCUCGUCUCCUCAAGUAUCCAACCAACUCCUUUCCCGAUCACCUUGCCGGACAAUGGAAUCACAAGCACCUUCUAUCCUCCUCCCUUUCCUUUCGUAACCAGUUCAGCGACCCAGAAUAACCCGACAGUGACCGUCUCGAAGGGAAAGCCUGGAUCGACCUACAAACAUAACUGCGGCCACCACUGCGAUAUAUUCUGCGGCGGUCCCUGCCGCUUUAAUUGUCCCCCAUAUCUGAACUACAAUGGAAUCAGUCCACCAGUAAUCCCCGGUCCACCCGGUCCACCCCCGGGACCGGGUCAACCUUCGUCGCAGUCGCAGUCUAGCUCUGAUUAUACGACAACCACAACGUCCGAGUGCAUGAAUUAUUGUACAACAACGAGCUCGACAUCGACGGCUUGCUCAUCGACUUGCUCCAGUAUUGUCGCCUGCGAACCAAACCCGACGGAUGGAGGGGUGGUUUUCGCACCAAUGAUUGCCGCCGCUCAGGACACAUGGGUCCCGUGGGAUGGUAAUACGAACGCAGACUUCAUUGUGUACACUUCAAUGUUAAACCUGAUGGAUUCCAUAUUGCCUCUUCCAAUCACCUCAGCAUCACCAACCUCAGCAUCAUCAACGCAAAGUUCCACCGCACCAACCCCAACAUUUACCUAUGCGCUGUGGUCGCAAUACUAUACCCAAGACGAAUGUGUUGACGCGCAUUGCCACCCUGAGACCUAUCUUUACAAUUUAUUUGCAAUGACGGAGAACCUCGCCGAUGCGUGUAAUCCGAAGCACCAAACUGAGAUGCAGGAUGGCAAUACCGGACUGUAUGACGGAACCCCGACAACCAACAUGAAAUUCAAUAACGGCGUCUGUGGAGGCCCCGGCCCGUACUGGUGCAAUCAGACCUCCGGUACCACGACCUGGGCUUGUGCGAACUUGAGUGGUGGAGACGUUGGCUCCUGUUGGCCACAAAGUGAAAAUGCGGAUCAGAUUCCAGCGUAUUGCGGCGACUAUACCUAUGAAUUGUCCCUUUACUGUGAAGGCCCUUGGAAUUGUGACUCGUAACAAGCCCACAGAUUGUGUGUG
Talaromyces proteolyticus is the source of this 1308-nucleotide messenger RNA. RefSeq lists its product as uncharacterized. The transcript has 3 exons. Lineage: Eukaryota; Fungi; Ascomycota; Eurotiomycetes; Eurotiales; Trichocomaceae. The record is from RefSeq and is a predicted model, not a curated record. Bases 1 to 1287 code for a protein of 428 amino acids.